AUGGCACAACUCAAUGACAAACAGAAAAGAGAUUUCGAAAUGCAAGUGCGCUCUCCGAAAAUAUUUCGGAAGAUUUCAGUAUUACCAAACUCUUCUCCUGGACAUCAAGUAACAGAAACAUAUAGUCGAUAUGAAUUUAAAACGAAUAAAGGUUACACCACUUCACGCGGUUCACAACGCAUAAGAUUAAAGCUUGACACAGGUGCUGACAAAAUUGUUGGGAUCAUGAAAAAAACUUGGAAUUUGCAACGACCAGAUAUAAUUAUAUUUGUAAUGGGUGGAACAGACGAUCAUGAUGCAUCAGCACAACUAACAGAAAUGAUUCGAAAAGAUUUGGUUUAUGCCGCCAUUAGAGCAAACGCAUGGUUAAUUACGUCCGGAAAAAAUGUUGGUGCCGCCAAAGAAGUUGGCGAAGGCCUUAGGUAUUAUCGUGAUUACAUUGAGAAACACAAAUACAAUCUUCCAUGUAUUGGGAGUACCAGUUGGAAUAGUAUUGCAGGAUAUGCACAACGUGAGAAUAAAACGAAAAAUCUUACAGGAAGCGCUAGUAGUUCAAGAAGACAUCCAACUCACUCACGUGAUAGAAGUUCAGGCGAACAUACUAUUCAGAUACCUGACAAUGAUCAGUCUGUUCUACAUGAUGAUCGUAAACGCAAGGAAACUGAAGAAUCCAAUUUAGAACCGAAUCAUACACAUUUUUUAUUAUUUGAUGAUAAAGUAAAAAAUGACGAUUUCGUUCUUCAUUUACUAGAACACUUUGAAUGGCGUUGGAGCAAUAAUAAUUCGAACGAUGAAGAAGAAUCACCUAUACCUAUUGUCGUGGUUUUAGUUGAAAGUAAUACGCAAUUAAAUACAACAAAAGUUAAAUCAGUAAAACCUGAUAUUCUAUUUGUGGUUCUUAAACAUAGAGAGUGUACUAAUGAAAUUGUUGCUGAAUUGCAUACUUGUUAUUCUGAUGGUAAAAUAGAUAAUGAUGUUGUUACCAGUACGAACUCUACAAUAUCACAAAAUAUCAUUUCUGUAGAAGGUUCAAAAAAAGCAAAGAUUAAUUCUAUUUCGAAUGAAUCACAACUUAAAACUGAAAAAAUCAAUUCUGUUAGAAAUGAUUCAUGUGAAAUAUUGGAAAAAUGUAAACAUCGUGUAACAGUUCUUAAAAUUUCUAGCAAUAUGCAUCAUAGAAAUUUUGAAGAUGCUAUUUUACUAUCUUUAUCUAAUGCUAGAAGAAAGGCGGAAAAGUCCAAUCAACAACAUAAGCUAGCAAACGAACUCAUAUUAGCUAUAGCAUGGAAUAGAUUUGAUUAUGCUCGUGAAUAUCUUCUUAACGAUGAAACAAGACCUAAGUAUACGGAAGGCGAUCUACAUCGUGCUCUUCUUAAUGCACUUUGCCAUAGUUAUAUUGAUUGCAUUGAAUUACUCCUUGACUUUGGUGCAUCAUUUAAAAACUUAACGCAUGACGAUCUUAAAAGACUCUACGAUCAGCCAUCUCAUAAUCCAUUGCCAAUUGCAGAUGAAGAGGAACCAUUAAAGAAAAGUCGAUAUUACGCUGACUAUCUUAAACGGAUCGGGUUUAAGACGAUACACUCAGAAGAAAAAGAGAAUGGCUUACCUAGUCAAAGUGCUGUACAAGAUUUAUUUUUAUGGGCGAUUUUUUCUAAUCGAUUUGAACUUGCGGUAUACAUGUAUAUCGAAACAUGGCAGGAUGACAUUGAUAUUACUCGAAAAUAA
Molecule: messenger RNA, 1725 nt
Organism: Rotaria sordida
Lineage: Eukaryota; Metazoa; Rotifera; Eurotatoria; Philodinida; Philodinidae
Source: the annotation of a GenBank genome assembly